AUGGCCCAUGUCGCACCGCGGCUGCCUUUCGCCGCUGGACUUGAACGUGGGCGAGGCUUGCGGAGAGCUGCUGGAAGCUUGCACCCGCAGCGUCGUGGUUUGCCAAAGGAAUUCCAACCACUCUCCCGCCUUCCCGGCAAAGUCGCGGCUGUAGGUGCUGCAGGAAUGGUGACAAGAGGCCUGCCUUCCAAGGCUCCGGACAGGAAGCGACAGCGAGAGCUUUCGUGGGAAUGCAGCUGCAGGGAUUGCCGGCUGGGAGGAAUCGAGGGCGGGGCAGCUCGCGUGGAGGUGGCUCUGGCCUCUGGAGCUGGCCAAGCCAAGGAAGAUGGAUGCAAUGGAGGCAUCAGGUGGCGUUACGGCGAGCCAAUGGCAUUCCAUCGAACUUGCUGGGAGCAGCUGCUCGCCAACCGACGUAGCCUGGCGAAAUCAGAUCUGCAACUACUGCAAACGGCUGCAUCCACCGCUGAGCAUUUUGAUGCCGCUUCUGACAUGGUCCGCCAAGCUGGGAAGGCCGCGGACGUACUGCGCAAAAGCUCGCGAGCAAUCUGCUUCACGGGAGCAGGGCUUUCUACAGCCGCCGGACUGGGCGAUUAUCGGGGCAAGCAGGGCAAGUGGACUCUCGAAGCCCAAGGUGCGGACCUUGCAUACACUACCGUGUAUGAGGAACUGCGGCCUACUUUUGCACACGAGGCCAUCGCGAAGCUCGUGGAGAUGGGCAAGAUUGCAUAUGUGGUGAGCCAGAAUGCAGAUGGAUUGCAUCAUCUCAGCGGAAUUCCUUACAGCAAGCUCUCCGAUGUUCAUGGCUCCGCCUUCACAGAGUACUGCCCUAGCUGCGGAAAGCGCUAUGUGCGGAACUGGUACGUACCUGAAGAUCGUGCAGAGGACUACUUAGCUGGCCUUCUUCCUGGCCCCAUCCCUCCCCACAUUCGACGAUGCCCUGGAUGUGGGAGCAAUCAUUGGACGGGCCGCAGCUGUGAUGACUGCGGGGGGCCUUUGCAUGACACGGUCAUAAGCUUCGGCGAUGGACUGGAAGAGUGCGUUCUUCGGCCAGCCUUUGAGCAUGCGGCCGUGGCGGAUGCCUGUCUAAGCCUGGGCAGUACAAUGAGCAUCGGGCCUUCCAACCAGGUGGUGGCCAUUCAGAAGGGGCCCUUGAUCGUCUGCGUGCGACAGGAUACGGAAAUGGACCCGUUGUGCCAAGCCUCCGGCGGUGUUCGGGUGCAUGGAGAUUGCGAUGAGUUCAUGUAUCACGUUAUGCUGGCUUUGUUGGGGGAGGAGCAGUUCAAGGAUUGGGAGGCUUCCCUGAACGAGAAGCGCGCCCUGUACAACUCCCAGCGCCCAUCGGUUGGGAAACAACGAGGCGAUAUUUUCGUCAAGAAAGUUUGA
Molecule: messenger RNA, 1383 nt
Organism: Symbiodinium sp. CCMP2456
Lineage: Eukaryota; Dinophyceae; Suessiales; Symbiodiniaceae
Source: the annotation of a GenBank genome assembly